GUCAAUUACCCAACUCCCAUCUUUUCUCUCAUUUAUUAUAUAAAUAAACAUUAACACGACCACUUUUUCACAAUUUCUCCUAUUUUUCUCUCUAAUUCAGCCUUUUUCAGAAUUUUUUCUCUUAAAAAUAUAUUUGAAAAUCCAUGGGCGGAGGAGGAGGAACAGAAGCUUUUCCUGAUUUGGGAAGACAUUGCCAGAACUCCGAUUGCAACCAAUUAGAUUUUCUUCCUUUCAAGUGCGAUGGAUGUAACAAGGUAUUUUGUUUGGAGCAUCGUUCUCACAAGUCUCACAGCUGUCCCAAACCGGACCACAACAGCAGAAAGGUCGUGGUUUGCGAAACCUGUUCGGCGGCCAUAGAAACCACCGGCCAAGACGAGAAGCUUCUGCUGGAGAGGCACGUGAGGUCCGGUAACUGCGACCCCCGAAACAAGAAGAAGCCCACGUGCCCUGUCCGGCGAUGCAAAGAAAUUUUGACUUUUUCAAACACCAGCACUUGCAAAACUUGCCAACUCAAGGUCUGUCUCAAGCACCGGUUUCCCGCCGACCAUACCUGCCGUGACCGUCAGCCCUCGGCGGAGGCGGUCAGCAAUGGUGGUCGCCGCUGGAAUGAGAAGUUUUUGGCUGCUUUGGCUUCAAGAAACGGGAAAGAUUGUGCUAAGAAAGGGUCUGGUAACUCUGCGUCUCCUCCUAGUACUCCUUCUGUCAAAGCAUGUUAGAUUUAUUGGAAAUUUGAGUCAUUUGAGUAUUUUGUAAUUAUAUAUAUACAUAAAUUUAUACCUAUAAAAUUAGUUGGGUUUGUUUCAAUUUGUGAUCGUGCGUGAUUCUCUAUCUCGUAUUCAUAUAUGAUAAUUAAGAAUUGAAGAUUGUUCA
Molecule: messenger RNA, 870 nt
Organism: Humulus lupulus (European hop)
Lineage: Eukaryota; Viridiplantae; Streptophyta; Magnoliopsida; Rosales; Cannabaceae
Product: zinc finger AN1 domain-containing stress-associated protein 12
Exons: 2
Coding region: 144-716 (190 amino acids)
Cellular component (GO): cytoplasm
Molecular function (GO): zinc ion binding
Source: RefSeq, a predicted model, not a curated record